ACGGAUUCUCUCGGUGGAGCAGAGGAAAAUGUACAUCCCAACGACACAUUGCUAGCUGAUCCUGCAAGGACACUGUCCCCUGCCCUCUUCCCUGCCUCUGCUAUGGACACUUCUGCUUUCAGCCUCCCCACACCGGCAGCGUCAGAGGAGGGGAAUGCCUCUGGCAGCUGGACAGGCUUCACCACCCCCAACAGCUCCGCCACUGCCAGCCCUGGUGUGGUUGUCAGCGGUGUCCUCAUCCCCCUGGUCUACCUCAUUGUCUGCGUGGUGGGACUGGCUGGAAAUUCUCUGGUCAUUUACGUGGUGCUGCGGCACUCUGUGAGCGAGUCAGUGACCAAUGUCUACAUCUUAAAUCUGGCCCUAGCUGAUGAGCUUUUCAUGCUGGGCCUGCCGUUCCUGGCUGCACAAAAUGCCCUGUCCUACUGGCCAUUUGGGUCUUUCAUGUGCCGCCUGGUGAUGGCUGUGGAUGCCAUUAACCAGUUCACCAGUAUCUUCUGCCUGACAGUGAUGAGUGUUGAUCGCUACCUGGCUGUGGUCCACCCAGGGAAGUCCUCCAAAUGGCGGACAGCACGGGUGGCCAAGGCUGUGAGUGCAACUGUGUGGGUGCUGUCUUCUGUGGUGGUGCUGCCUGUGGUGGUCUUCUCAGAUGUGCCCUUAGGUAUGAGCACAUGCCACAUUCAGUGGCCAGAGCCUGCCUCAGUUUGGAGAGCUGGCUUCAUCAUCUACACUGCUACCCUGGGGUUCUUCGGGCCACUGCUGGUGAUUUGUCUCUGCUACCUUCUUAUCGUCGUGAAAGUCCGUUCAUCUGGCAGGCGGGUGAGGGCUCUGUCAUCCAAGCACAAGCUUUCAGAACGCAGGGUGACCCGCAUGGUGGUGACUGUUGUGGCUGUAUUUGUACUUUGCUGGCUCCCCUUCUAUGUCCUCAACAUAAUCAAUGUCGUCUGCCCACUGCCAGAGGAGCCAUCACUCUUUGGUGUCUACUUCCUUGUGGUGGUGCUGCCAUAUGCUAACAGCUGCGCCAAUCCUAUCAUCUAUGGCUUCCUCUCCUACCGCUUCAAGCAGGGCUUCCGGAGGGCCAUCCUCAGGCCAUCCCGCCGAGUCCAGAGCCAGGAAGUGCCAGAAUGUCCUCCAGAGAAGACUGAUGAUGAAGGGGAAGAGGGUGAGAUCAGCAAGAUCACCCAGAAUGGUAAGGACAGGCAGGAACACCCUCUAAGCAGUGGGGAAGGAGAAAGCAAUGAGCAAAAACCACUCCCUGAGGAGCCUAUGGGAUGUGAAAAGAGCAACAAGUUGCAUGUCAGUUAUUUAUGA
Molecule: messenger RNA, 1308 nt
Organism: Mesitornis unicolor (brown roatelo)
Lineage: Eukaryota; Metazoa; Chordata; Aves; Mesitornithiformes; Mesitornithidae
Gene: SSTR3
Product: somatostatin receptor 3
Exons: 2
Coding region: 103-1308 (401 amino acids)
Biological process (GO): neuropeptide signaling pathway
Cellular component (GO): membrane; neuron projection
Molecular function (GO): neuropeptide binding; somatostatin receptor activity
Source: RefSeq, a predicted model, not a curated record